UGUUCUGACGUCAGUUGGAGACCAAAGCGGAGGUUGGGCGACCAGUGUGACUGUGAAUGACAGUCCCGUGAAGCUCUGUGAAAGAUCAAGGAAGUGAUUGCUAAACCGCCUGAGUUGGACGAGAAACAAGACGUUUCUUUUGAAAUUUUCCGCGAUUUCAGCCACAGAGAACACAGCUUCUGAGGGGGUAUUCCUGCAGUCUCUUGGCCAUGUCUCCUGGGCCUCGCGUUGAGCUCACAGAAUGGAUCUGUAGGUCAUCAUCAUCACUGUGAGACCUGCCCAGUCCCUGUUAUCGCCCAAUCAUGGCCCCCGUGCCACCUGGCAUCCGCUUCCUGGCCUCCUUCAACAGAGACCAGUGGUACAGAGCCUUCACAUUUGGCCUCACCUUCCUGCUGUACACCAGCUUCCACCUGUCCAGAAAACCCAUCAGCAUUGUCAAGAGUGAGCUGCAUAAGAACUGCUCAGCUCUCCAUGAGCUCUCCUUAGCUGGUAGUAGGCAGCCGCAGAGCCUCCACACAGACUGCAGCUGGAAACCCUUUGAUAAAAGCAACUAUAAGCAGCUUCUGGGAGCCAUGGACUACUCCUUCCUCUGUGCCUACGCUGUGGGAAUGUUCCUCAGUGGCAUCAUCGGCGAGCGCCUGCCCAUCCGUCUGUACCUGACGUUUGGGAUGCUGAUGAGUGGCCUCUUCACCUGCCUGUUUGGUCUGGGCCGCAUCUACAACAUCCACAACCUCAGCUUCUAUAUAAUUGUCCAGGUGGCCAAUGGCUUGGUUCAGACUACUGGCUGGCCCAGUGUUGUCACAUGCAUCGGGAACUGGUUUGGGAAGGGAAGGAGGGGUCUCAUCAUGGGCGUAUGGAACUCCCACACCUCCGUAGGCAACAUCCUGGGCUCUUUGAUCGCAGGUUACUGGGUCUCCUCCAACUGGGGCUUGUCCUUCAUCGUCCCCGGCCUCGUCAUCGCUUUCAUGGGUGUCGUCUGCUUCCUCUUCCUCAUCGAACAUCCAAAUGAUCUGAGAAGCAUCCAUGAUGUACAGAGCCCUGCUCCCAGCAACAAUAGCUGGAAGGAGGUGAAUGGACACAAGCAGCUCUGUCAUUCGUACAAACAAGGAGGCAAAUCUCAGAACUGGGACACAGAUUUGCUGCUUCCUGUACAGCAGGUGGUGGUGGUGAAGAGUGAAUCAGAGCCGUCGGCCAUCAGCUUCAUGGGAGCUUUACGCAUACCGGGAGUGAUAGAGUUCUCUCUGUGUCUGCUGUUUGCCAAGCUGGUCAGCUACACCUUCCUCUUCUGGCUGCCGCUCUACAUCACUAAAGCAGCUCACCUAGAUGCCAAGAAGGCCGGAGAUCUCUCCACUCUGUUUGACGUGGGAGGAAUUGUGGGGGGAAUCCUGGCUGGGGUCAUAUCUGAUAAGCUGGGAAAGAGGGCCACCACCUGUGCAGUGAUGCUGCUGCUGGCUGCUCCUACUCUUUAUGGCUUUUCUAUGAUCAGUGAGUUUGGACUGGGACCCACCAUCGGUAUGCUGCUGGUGUGUGGAGGUCUAGUGAAUGGACCAUAUGCCCUUAUUACAACCGCAGUGUCUGCUGAUCUGGGAACACACAAGAGCCUGAAGGGCAACUCCAGAGCCCUUUCAACUGUCACAGCCAUCAUCGACGGCACAGGAUCAGUAGGUGCAGCGAUAGGCCCCCUCCUGGCAGGAGUGUUGUCGUCACGGGGAUGGUACCAGGUUUUCUACAUGCUGAUGGCAGCGGACUUCCUAGCACUGUUGCUGUUGCUGCGGCUGGUGACGAAGGAGCUGACCUCCGCUAACGUGGUUAAACCUCGUUCUGGCAGCACCACCGUAGAGAUGAAGGAGCACUAAGCACUUAGCACUAAACUCCAGACAGAGGAGCGAACAGACUUAGUACAGACACACACACUGCAUCUUAUACCACUAACCUGUACCUCUGUCCAGUAACUGAACUAGUGUGAAGCAGCACCUCUUGGAACCGAAUGAAAGCCGAUGAAGAUUCAGUAACAGAGGAUAAUAAAGCAACCAAGCCUUCCAAAGUUCAUCUGAGCACAAACCACUACAACUUUUAUUUUAGUUGUUCUACAGCACACUGGGCUUAAAAAAAAAAAAAAAAAAAAAAUGGUUUACUGUCACAUCUGCCUUAUGGAACCAAAGAUUGUGGGGAAAUGCAUUAUAAUUUAUAUGAAAUUAUUAUUAUUAUUAUUUAAGUUGACAUAUUAUUCUGUUCUGCUGUGUAUUUUCUCUGUAAAUAAAGUAAUAUGCAGGGACUGCAAUGUAUUUUUAUAUGAUCACCAAAUGAUGUUUAUGUUUGGUGACUUGAAUCCUAUGAAUGUAAAAUGUGUGUUUGAGUAUGAAAUUCUAUAUACCAACUCUAACUGAUGAGGAGGAUCAAUCAUUUCUCAAUAAGCUUUCUUUAGGCAGUGCGAUGUUGAAAACUAUAGUGAUGUUCUUAUGUAGAAAAUAUCAAAUGCCGUCAUCCCAAACCUUAAACACUCACAUAAAGUGAGUUCAUUUAGUCUGCCUCUAGAAUUGUGAACAUUUUGAAUGUGUUCCUUUGACUAAUGCUUGCUACCUCGAGUCCUUAAGAGUGUCACGCACAAAAUGCCAAAUGUGUGAAAUAAGGCAGGCUAUAAUAAUCUGAGAAAAUCAUCUAUAUUCUUUACUUUCAUGAUGGCACAUGCGGAGGCUGUAGUCAAUUCCAAUUCACUUCCUGUAUUAAACUGAAUUGAAAUGGAAAAGACCCCAUCCAACAACAUGUCCAUUUUAUUUAUGUGGAGAUAGAGCAUAUCUUCGUGGAAGAGAACUUCAGUGGUAGUACUUGAAAUACUGUGUGCCUUUUUGUUUGUUGGGCAGUUGCUUUGUUCUGUUACUAAUGUCUGAACCUUACCUGAUUACCAUAACUACACGGUCUUGGUGAAAAUUGUAGAUUUGUAAAGACUUGGUAUAUAAAUAAAAAAGAUGGCGUGGCUGCAUUA
Messenger RNA from Coregonus clupeaformis (lake whitefish), 2983 nucleotides. RefSeq names its product glucose-6-phosphate exchanger SLC37A1. Bases 303 to 1856 code for a protein of 517 amino acids. Gene Ontology annotation, molecular function: glucose 6-phosphate:phosphate antiporter activity. The record is from RefSeq and is a predicted model, not a curated record. Gene Ontology annotation, biological process: glucose-6-phosphate transport; phosphate ion transmembrane transport. The transcript has 20 exons. Lineage: Eukaryota; Metazoa; Chordata; Actinopteri; Salmoniformes; Salmonidae. Gene Ontology annotation, cellular component: endoplasmic reticulum membrane.